This is a messenger RNA of Doryrhamphus excisus (bluestripe pipefish), 3502 nucleotides long. It is a transcript of the gene olfm1b, whose product is annotated as olfactomedin 1b. Gene Ontology annotation, biological process: signal transduction. The record is from RefSeq and is a predicted model, not a curated record. NCBI's taxonomy places the organism in Eukaryota, Metazoa, Chordata, Actinopteri, Syngnathiformes, Syngnathidae.
UCGAUAUAUGGAGGAAGUCCCGCCCAGGAAACGAAAGGUUUCAGCACUUUUAGGAGGGAAUGGAAGCACGGAAGUUGAGGUAACGUGAUGCCACAAAAAGUCAGCAAAACAUGGCGGACAUGUUGCAAUGAAAAAUCUGUUGAUCGUUAGUUCUUCAUCCAUUAAGGCGGGAGCAAAUGGUGGAAGACUGCACUGAUCACCUGUCAAUCACAAGGCUGACAAACUCUCAGGGCCUUCUUCCAUCUUUAUUCUAGACCACUAAACAGCAGAAUCAAGGCUUUUGGGUUUGAACCUCAAAAGCAUGUCCUCAUCAUCUCUAAUGUUUAGUCAGUGAUUGACAGGUGAUCAGUCCACACCGCUUCCACAUCACUUUUCCAUUAACAAUGGAAUGAUUGUAAUUAGUAGCUAAUUCCCCACAUCAAUACUUUUGAUGAUGCCGACAACCAGGAUGGCCGAAUUGGUGCAGCUUCCUCACCUGGUGAUCUCACAGAGUCUUGAUGCAUUGAUCUUUAUCAUUGGUGGUCCGAUACAGGUUGUCAAACACAAAUGCAGUACUCCCCACUUGUGUUGGCUACCACAUUAACGCUCAAUGUUGAGGUGUCCAUAUAAAAACCAGUAAGACCAUUUGAGUACUGUAAGUGAGAGGCUGUGCUGGGUGGAGCCGCCAUGAGAGUGUCAGUCAGAGUAGGAGUGUCGUCGUGCACUUGUGGGCUGAAAAUGUGAAAUUGUGCUCUGUCGCUCUCUCAGUGUGUGUUCGUGUUGUUAUGGCAACUGCUACGGUAAACCACAAUACACAGUGGGCGAUAACGCUACCUUUAAAGUACAGCUUUAAUCAGCCGUUUUACACUCUAGACUUGAUUACCUAUAGUCAUGCAAGGGUUGUUUUGGCAUGGUUUCGCAAUAAAAAAAAAAAAGAAGCUUUGUCCGGCCAUUGGAUGCCGCCGAGAUUGACCUCACGUCGGAAUGCAAAGGUCACAGUGAAGCGAUGCGCAAAUAGUGGGAACCUUCCCUCCGGUUUAUCAGUCCUGUUCGUCAGGGGGCCUCAUGCAUGAUGUAUGACUGCCAUUUCCUGGCAUUUGCCUUUAUGAGGGAACACACACCGCUUGCUAUGCAUAUCGCAAUUUAAAUAUUAAAAAGCGUCACACAACAGCUGCUGAGGUGAAACUAAGAUGAUGAAUGCACGAAGGUGUGUUCUUCUUUUGCAUGUCCGAGGGCUGCAGCACCACACCCGACAGCAAGAUGGCGCCAGAGUACAGCGCAUUAAAAUCUCACGCCCUCAUUAAGAGGAUGAAAGCGUCUCAGCACCCAUCCAGAGGUUGCUAUGGGUGACCGAGCGCAUCCUUCCUCAUUUUGGAAAAAAAAAAAAACCCAGGGCGGUUGAGAUGAAUCCCCCAUUGUCAUCCCCACAUGGGGGUAGAACCACCAUGGGCGGAUCAAGCUCCAAUGGCAUAUUUUUCCAUGAGCCUGGAUGACAUAAUUAUGUCUGGAGAUGGAGAUAGAUGCGUAGUACCUCCCCCACUCCUCCUCCAUCCCACCCCUUGCACCCUCCCUCCUCGUUCUCAUCCACUUGGAGCGUGCCGCCUCUUAAUGACGGCGCUCACGGAGGCAGGCAGGAGGCGGGCCCACAGGCGUGAAGCAAAUAGUAAAAGGUGCAUCCGAGAGAUACCAGUGCGCGGGAGAAAGCGGAGCCACGCACAGCAUCCCGGUUCUAUCCUAUCUUUUUUUUUUCCAUCCACUGGAUCAAGUGCUUGCUUUCCACCUUUGUUGGAGAUGUGCAAGAAAAGAAGAACCCAGCCGGAGCCCCGGCGUGAACCCGUUGGCCAGUCUGGGCGCAAAGAUCCGCUUCAAAAAGAAAUAAUUCUCCCCGGAGUCCUGAGAAUGAAGACGGCGUGAGCGGAGGUGCACUUCAGGGGGAGGGGCCGCGAAGAUGUCGGUGCCACUGCUGAAGAUCGGCGUGGUGCUCAGCACCAUGGCUAUGAUCACCAACUGGAUGUCGCAGACUCUGCCCUCGCUGGUGGGGCUCAACACCACCAAGCUGACGGCGGCGCAGGGGGGCUACCUGGAUCGCAGCACCGGAGUGCUGCCGGCUAACCCAGAGGAGUCGUGGCAGGUGUACAGUUCGGGCCAGGAUGGCGAGGGUAGGUGCGUGUGCACCGUGGUGGCGCCCCAGCAGUCCAUGUGUUCGAGGGAUGCCCGCACCAAACAACUGAGACAGCUUCUGGAGAAGGUCCAGAACAUGACCCAGUCCAUCCAGGUUUUGGACCAGCGAACCCAGAGAGAACUCCAAUAUGUGGAGAAGAUGGAGGUCCAGCUCCGUGGCCUGCAAACCAAGUUCAGGCAGGUGGAGGAGAAUCACAUGCAGAACAUCGCCAAGCAAUAUAAGGCCAUAAAGGCGAAAAUGGAGGAGAUUAGACCGUUGAUACCAGUGUUGGUGGAGUACAAAGCCGAUGCCAAAUUGGUAUUGCAGUUUAAGGAGGAGGUCCAGAAUCUGACGUCAGUUCUAAGCGAACUUCAGGAGGAGAUGGGGGCCUAUGACUACGAGGAGCUCCACAGCAGAGUGUCAAAUCUCGAGGAGAGACUCCGAGCGUGCAUGCAAAAAUUAGCGUGCGGCAAACUGACGGGCAUCAGCGACCCCAUCACCAUAAAGACGUCAGGGUCCAGGUUUGGCUCCUGGAUGACUGAUCCUCUGGCGCCUGAAGGCGACACUCGGGUCUGGUACAUGGACGGUUACCAUAACAACCGCUUUGUGCGGGAGUACAAGUCCAUGCAGGACUUCAUGACGUCAGACAACUUCACGUCCCACCGGCUCCCCCAUCCGUGGUCCGGAACGGGCCAGGUGGUCUACAACGGUUCCAUCUACUUCAACAAGUUCCAGAGCCACGUCAUCAUCAAGUUUGACUUCCGCACCUCUUCCAUCAGUAAGUCCCGGCAGCUGGACUACGCCGGCUUCAACAACGCGUACCACUACGCUUGGGGCGGCCAUUCCGACAUUGACCUGAUGGUGGACGAGGGGGGCCUGUGGGCCGUCUACGCCACCAACCAGAACGCCGGCAAUAUCGUGAUCAGCAAGUUGAACCCCAACACACUGCAGAUUGUGAAAAGCUGGACCACCAACCACCCCAAAAGAAGUGCCGGCGAGUCUUUUAUGAUCUGCGGCACACUGUACGUCACCAACGGGUACUCUGGUGGUACCAAGGUCUACUACGCCUACUCCACCAACUCCUCUACGUACGAGUAUAUAGACAUCGCCUUUCAGAAUAAGUACUCGCAUAUCUCCAUGCUGGACUACAACCCGCGGGACCGUGCCCUCUAUGCUUGGAACAACGGGCACCAGGUGCUCUACAACGUCACGCUGUUCCACGUCAUCCGCUCAGAGGAACUGUAACCACGGAAAACCGAUUGCAUCCAUGAAUUUGCAAAAGACUGUCAAGAAAAUCCUAUUUAUAAGACCAAGAGACUGAAUGUGCACAUAGACGACUUUACGAAAAAAAAUAUCUAAAAA